ACAUUAUAUGUACUGGUAUGGUUUAUAAAUCAAGGCAAAAGAGAGAUCGAAGCAUCAAUUGGGCGUAUAUGUGAAGGCAUGAUACUGAAGGAAAUGGAGGACACAAUCCUUUUGUAUCCCUCGCCGGGAAGAGGCCAUCUUGUUUCCAUGGUAGAACUUGCCAAGCGCAUACUAACCCACCACCCUUCUUUCUCUGUCACCAUCAUCAUCUCCGAAGCACCUUACGAAACCGGCUCCACUGCCCCUUACAUCGCCGCUGUCUCCUCCACAACCCCUUCAAUUACUUUUUAUCACCUCCCCACCGUCUCCCUCCCCACCAAGAAUACAUCCUUCUCAAUCAUGGACAUCCAUACUCUAUCUUUCGAGUGGCAUACUAUAAAUAACCCUAAUUACCACCAAGCACUCAUAUCCAUUUCUCGAUCGGCCAACAUCAAGGCCGUGAUCAUGGAUUUCUUCUGCAACUAUUCCUUUGAUGUCUCCACAAGUCUUGGCAUCCUCACGUACUACUACAUCACCGGUGGCCUUACUGCAUUCACUGCCUUCCUUUACUUUCCUACCCUGCAUAAGAGCCUAACUAGAAAUUUCAAAGACCUCGAUGAGGUUAUCAAUAUUCCGGGCAUGCCACCUAUCUUAGCAAAAAACAUGCCAGCUCCCAUGCUCGAUCGUUCUAAAACAAUUUACCAGUAUUUCUUGGAGACUGCACUCCAAAUGCCUAAGUCAGCAGGGAUCGUGGUUAACUCCAUUGAAACAUUGGAGGAGAGAGCUCUGAAGGCAAUACUUAACGGAGAUUGCACCCCCGGUGAACCUGCUCCGGCGAUAUACUGUCUAGGGCCGCUGGUCGCUACUGAAGGAAGCGUUGAAGGAGGCACUAAGCACGAGUGCCUGACUUGGCUUGACUCGCAACCGAGUCGAAGUGUCGUGUUUUUAAGUUUUGGUAGCUUAGGGAAGUUCUCCGCAGAGCAGCUGAAAGAAAUGGCAAUUGGGUUAGAGAAAAGCGGUGUAAGGUUUUUGUGGGUUGUGCGCGCUCCGCCGCCGGUUGAAAGCGUGGCCGCCACGACUGAGCCGAGCUUAGAGUCGUUGUUACCGGAAGGGUUCCUAGAGAGGAAUAGAGACAGGGGGUUAGUCUUGAAAGGGUGGGCUCCACAGGUGGAAGUGCUGAGCCAUGACUCGGUAGGUGGUUUCAUAACCCACUGUGGGUGGAACUCAAUGCUUGAGUCGAUGCGUGCGGGGGUGCCGAUGUUGGGUUGGGCGUUGUAUGCGGAGCAGAAUAUAUAUCAGUUGGCAAUGGAGGAGCUGAAGGUGGGUUUGGCGCUGAGGAAGAGGGAAGAUGGAUCAAGUCUCACCACCAAUUCUUCAUCAUGCCCUUCCUUCACCAUGAAACUUAACGCACAAGUAACCGUGAAAAACACCAAGUUCGGUCACUUUAAGUUCCAGAACAGCACCGCCACAUUUACCCACGGAGGCACUUCCGUUGGGGAGGCUACCAUCGUGAAGGCACGCGCCCAAGCGCGGUCGACUACGAAGCCUAACGUAACAGUGACGACGAGUUCAAGUAAGGUCUCCAGAAACUCACAGUUGAGUAGUGAUAUCAAGUCCGGGAUCAUAUCAUUGAGAAGCCAUGCCAAGUUGGAGGGGAAGGUUAUACUGUGCAAGAUUGUCAAGAAAAAUAAAUCUGCUGAAAUGAGUUGCACAAUGGAGAAAAGUGCAUGGUUGCAUGCGCAUGAAAAUCAAGUAGGAGUGAGAGAAUUCAGCUUCAUUCAGAGACUGAAUAUAGCCAUUGAUGUUGCAUUUGCACUUGAAUAUCUCCACUACUAUUGCCAACCGGCUAUAGUUCAUGGAGAUCUUAAGCCAAGCAAUGUUCUUCUUGAUCAUGACAUGGUUGCACAUGUGGAAUAUGGCAUGGUUAGCAAGGCAUCUAUGGAAGGAGAUGUGUAUAGUUUCGGAAUUAUGUUGUUGGAGAUGAUUACAGGAAAGCAACCAACUGAUCCUAUGUUCAGCGAUGGUUUCAACAUUCACCAAUUCACCAAAACUGCAUUGCCAGAGAAAGUGAUGGAAAUUCUUGAACCCUCGUUAUUACAAGAAAUACAUGUGACAGAUAAUAGAGGUAUUGAACAUUCCAGGGCAAGGAACAACAUGGGAAGAAGAACUGGUGUUUUGGAAAGCUUGUCGGAAGUUGCAAGAGUGGGAGUCUUCUGCUCAAUGGAGUCUCCAAAUGAGAGAAUAGAGAUGAAACAAGUUGUUGCGGAACUAUCUGCCAUUAAGCACAGGUUUCUUGGUGCCAGGAAUUGAUUCAACGUUGACAAGGCCCUCGUUGUUUGUCUUCUUUCUUCUUCAUUUUUUCUUUUUUCAUUUUUUAAUUGAAAUAAACUGUAGCCCAUUUC
Molecule: messenger RNA, 2381 nt
Organism: Rubroshorea leprosula
Lineage: Eukaryota; Viridiplantae; Streptophyta; Magnoliopsida; Malvales; Dipterocarpaceae
Source: the annotation of a GenBank genome assembly